Messenger RNA from Daphnia carinata, 3130 nucleotides. RefSeq lists its product as uncharacterized. NCBI's taxonomy places the organism in Eukaryota, Metazoa, Arthropoda, Branchiopoda, Diplostraca, Daphniidae. The record is from RefSeq and is a predicted model, not a curated record. The coding region runs from base 366 to 2351 and encodes 661 amino acids. The transcript is spliced from 3 exons.
AUUUAGGGGUAGUAGCGCAACAACAUCCGAACAAUCCGUGUUCAUGGGAAUACGUGAGCCUUGUUCAUGGACUUGUCAGAUGUUGAUAACAUAUACAUAUUGUAAAUCGAAUGGCUUGUGGAUUAUUGCAUAAUUGACUAAACAAUUCAGUCGAUUCAGCAUUGGGUAUAACCUACAAAGUGAUCGUAAAGCGCUUAAAGUGUCAUGCCAGUUUUGCAUCUAGUUUGGAAAAAUUAAGAACACAAAUGAUGUUACUGUUCUAAAAAAAAGAAGACCGUAGUAUGAAUUAACUUUCAUAUCAUUUACGGGACCGUGGAAUUCUUAAAGAUCUCAACGUCGCAGUGUCUUGUAGGAAUUCAAACAACAUGGAUUUUUCCCAUUUAAUUCGAGGAACACGCGAAUUCUUCCAAGGACACCCAGGAAAACCCAAAGAUAAUGGUGUUGGCAUUGUACCACCAUUCAUUCAUUUUCCUGAAGCUAAAACUGGUGUAAAAAGGAAUCAUGAGACAUCAUACAAUUUACAGUCUCAUUCGCAAGUGAUUAAAUCAAACUGUCCUACUCAGUCAAGCAUCCAUGGAACAAUGCCCCAAUAUUAUUCUGAGCCUUACUCAAAAAAUUUUACCAGCAACCAACAGAGCCAGUCUUCACAGCAAGUCGAAGAAUUUAAUGUGCCGAUUAUGGAAGUUAACCAUCGUAAUUGGAUUCAGCCCACUGCCAUGUACCCUGCUCAUACACCCAGAAUUCAGUAUGGUGAAAAAAAAGUGUGGCAACAAAACAUCUAUGCAGAAGGUGGUAAUGUUUCAUCAAAUAUUCGUUUACAUCAUAACCAGCCCAUCCCGGCUGUUGUAACCACAAACCCUCGUAUAGUUACACCAGCGGCAUGUCAAGGUCACCGACAGCACGCUUCAGUGAAAAACAAUGAAUGCAUGGUUCCCACUGUUAAUCAUUUGCAUCGGGGACUGCCGGAAGCAAGUGAUUGUUCCUCAUAUUCAGCAAAUUUCGUUAGACCGACAUUUGUUCAAGAUAGUAGAUCCAAAAGUGUGCAGCAAUCUCAACGUACUGUAGCUUCGCGGGACAAUGUAAACUUAACGAGUUUUCGAGAAAGUGGUCGCCAGCCAACAUUCAGAAAAUUGUACAACGAAUCCUUGCCUUUAGCAUCGGAUUGGCGUAAUCAGGCGGAACAUACGUCAGCGCCUGUUUCCUGUGAUUGUCUGUUUAAUCGACCGUGUCCCCUGCACCGAUAUUCGAAGCAACAGGACAUACCAACUCUCGAACAGCAGAGCUCAGAAUGGGAUUCAAGGAUCCAGAACAUUUCGAUCGGGAAUAAAUUUACAAGACAAAAAUACGAGUAUACUUCAUUAGGGCUUCCUGGUGAACGAACGAAUGUUCUUCAAAAUCCGGAAAUGAUGGUACGUCAUCAGACCUCUUUUCAACAGAACUGUCAAAUCCAAGAGCUUCCAAACACAACUUCAAGUAAUAUUACCUUCGCACCAUUCCGUGCAAAUGUGGAAGCUAAUGCAUCUCCUCGCCUUUCAACUGAUUUUCGUCCACACCGGCAAACCUAUUUAAGCGAAUUGUCAGAGAUAAAAACUGAGAAUAACUUAGGCAGUGAAGUAGUCGGUGGAGUUAGUGUCAUUCAACAGCCAAAACAUUAUGCAACAGUUUCGGCAGUGGAGGCAACGAGGAAAAAUGAAGAGCGCGUGAGUGUUAUUAAUUAUCCAAAACACCAUCAUCUCAACAACACCAGUGUUACAUUGCCUAAUGUUUUAUUUUCAAAAAAUACCAAAGACCAGCCAGUUUCCGCGGAUGUUUUGGUUUCUUGGCCGAAAAAAGAACUGGCUACUCACGAAAGCAAAAGAUUCCAAUCGGGUGCCUCUGCCGUUUCUAAUGUGCUGCAAAACCAAGUCAGUCUAGCUGUUGACUAUUCUAACAAUAAGUCACUAGAAGGGCAACCCGACAGAAUAACGAAACCACCUAAAUUAAAGAUGCAGUGUCUCGAAAAGCCACUGAUCCAUAUCCCAUCAACCGAUAAUUUUUUUAUUGAUUCAACGCCAGUAAAAUCAGAUCCCAUAGUUUCCGACGAGAAGUGGGAGGAGUGGAAAAGCUCGUUUGAUACAGAAUGGAAUGCCUUCGUUCAAGACUUGUCCGCUUCUGGGAACAUCAAAAGAAUAUACAGGGUGACUCAACCAAUGCCAAGAAAGAUAAAACGAAGAGAAAAGACUCAACCAAAACCUAUCAAAAGCAAUUUAGAUUCGAAAUUACCGACCAUCACGGAUUUUUCGUCUGACGAGGACAUUCCGCUAAGCUUGCGGAGGAAAGCCAAGGAAGAUCAAUGUAAUAAAAUUUUAUGAUUUUGGUUACCAGAACAUAUCCCCUCUAGCCAAUUGUUCCUGAUGCAGCAAUACGGCAUAGAGCUAUAAGUUAAGCUCUGCGCUACCUCUAAAUGCCAACAUUUAGUUAGAAAAUAGCUGAUAACAUCCUACCUAGCAGAUCAUUUUAAAAGUUGUUCAGAACGAUCCACGCAUUUAUCGCCUUCAAACUCACUAAUUGAUUUCAAGUUGAAAUCGUCUUUGCACUUGCCGAAAUCGUUUUCAGACCUUACUAAUUCUGAAGUUUGUUUAUCCAUUCGUCGAAGUCUAGCGAUUAUGACUAACUAAUAUAAGACAUACAUUUUUACCAGCCACGUUUGUGACAUUCCUUCGAAAUUAAUCCCCUUUGAUCUCUUGUUAUUUCGUAGAAAAACAUUUCGACUAGACUACUUCAUGUCAGCUAACGAACAAUCAUAAAAGCUUAAUUAUUUUCGUUUAAUAUGAUAUGAUUAUGUAUGUUCUGUCGUUCAUUGUUGGCUAUAAUUACUGUAAAUCUCACCUGAAAAGUAACUUGUUUAUAAUUAUAGUGACCUUAGGGAUGAUUUUAUAAACCAUGAAACUAUGUGUGUUUGAGAUCGUGAUGUGAAUUAUAUAUCGUAAUACGGCAUAACUCAUUCUUCACUUGAGCCACCGAGAUAGGUCGCAGUUUAGAGACGAUUUAUUGUCAAUCGAAUCAAGUUACUAUGUGAAGUGUACAAUUUGCAUACCACCUGCUGUGUUUUUAUUGCCAUUUCAAUAAAAAUGAUUUUGUAAAAAUGUUA